AUGGACGCGCAAGCAAACUCGACAGGGGGAAGUAGCGCACCCCCUUCGAGGGAAGUACUGGAUGACAAACCAGGAAUUGUUGCGUCAGUCACUGACGCCAUACCAGGCAACUUCAUGGACAUUGCUAGCCCGGAGGCACUACCGGAUGUACCUAACACAUCAAUAUUCACGCGAGCCACCAAUCCAUUCAAACCAGAGUGGGUUGCAGCAAUUCUGAAGCUGGUCAAGACUGGACCAGAUCUGUCAGACGAACAACGGAUGCAAGCUCAAGACUUCAUUGCCAGCUAUGCCGACAUCUUCGCACUCUCAGUAUCAGAGGUGUUCCUGGUGGAGGGCGCAACUUACGCAGCAAAGAUCCUGCCUGACCACAAGUUCAGCACGAAGGUCCACCAGAAACCGAUGACACCACCACAGGAGGCAUACCUACAGGCGCAAACACAAAAGUUGGUCGAGGCCGGGGUUAUCCGCCCAAUUCAUCCCCGGGACGUAAAGUGUGUAUCACCUAUCAAGCUGGCACAGAAGGAGCACGACGGUGCUGCCUUGUUGCACAAGGAGUUGAAGCGUGAGCUCAACGUUGCAUGCGAGCAAGCAGGGUUACCUUUACCCUACAAGACAGAGGUGGACUUGGGAACCCGCGGCAACUCGCGGCCCGAGCGGCCACAAGAGCAGCAGUGGAGGAUCUGCCAGAACUUUCACGAGCUGAAGGCUCUACUGAAGGUGGUCCCUGUGCCGCAAGGUGACAUUCAGGACAAGCAGAGACGCCUGGCUGGACACCGGUAUGUGUCGGUGUUCGAUUUCGCCUCAGGGUUCUUUGCCCUACGUGUCGACGAGAACGCACAGCCAUAUCUUGUGAUGUUCGUACCAGGCAUGGGAUAUUUUGCUUACAUGCGGAUGCCAUUCGGGCUGACAGACGCUCCCACAGAGUUCGGUGCCAUGUGUGCGGACAAGCUCAGCGACCUGCUGGUACGGGUCAUGGAGUUGUUUGUGGACAACGGCGGAUCUGCGGCAGAUACGUUUGAGGAGAUGAUGGACAAGCUGCGGUUGGUCUUUGAUCGGGUCCGUUUGGAGGGUCUGUCGCUGUCGGUGGCAAAGACGCGGCUUUUCAUGACGGAAGCGGUGUUUGUGGGGGCAAUGGUUGGCCCUCAGGGGGUUACACCAGAUCCCACCAAGCUUACAGCGGUGGUGGGAUGGAAGACACUGGAAAACGCAACCAACCUUGCGGCGUUUUUGGGGCUGACCGGAUACUUCCGGGAUAUCAUCCAGAACUAUGCCAGAGAGGAAGCACCACUUUGGAACCUCCUCAAGUCCGUGCCGAUGCCGCCCAGCCCCAGUCGUCAAGUCUACCAGACGGUCAUGAAGAAUUUCGACUUGCAACUGCUGUGGACCCCAGGACACACCUGGUGCUUCCUCCGGCUCAAGCAACUCCUCCUUUCCGCGCCAGUGCUUCGAGCCCCGCUAUACGACACCGUCCACAAACACCCUUUCAUCAUCACCACCGAUGGCAGCAAGGACGCUUUUGCCGGUGUUCUCUCACAGAAAAUGGAGUCGACAACAUCAGAUGGGCGAGUGGUGGUCCGACGGCAUCCCAUUGCAUUUGCGUCCAAGCGGACAUCAGUGGCUGAGGAGCGGUAUCAGCUGCAUCUAUUGGAGUUUGCCGCACUAAAAUUCGCCCUAGACAAGUUCUCCAAUAUUGUAUGGGGCCAGCCGAUCUGGUUGGAGACGGACUGCCAAGCGCUGCGCGAUAUCCUCAACAACGAGAAGCUCAAUGCAACACACACUCGAUGGCUGAACGGACUCCUGGGCUACAACAUUGUUGGUGCGGAACACAUCAAAGGGUUGACAAAUGCCGUGGCGGAUGCGCUGAGCCGGGCUGCGGAGGGGACACCGAAAACCCCAGGCAAUGGGAGCGAGUCAAGCGUCUCCCCAGACUGGGAGGCUCGGACCGGUCUAACCAACGACUUGUUUUCAAUCAAUGAUUGCAGGACCAAGGAGCUCGUCUGUGAGGUAGUCCGGGUACCCGAGGGCACCAUGAAACUCUGGGAACGCUUCAAGGACGAGCCGAUGUAUCAGGAGGUUGUGGACGCGCUGACGGAAAUGGAUCUGGGAUCCAGCCUGGCUGACCGAAAGCGAGCCCGGCACCGAGCAUUGCAGUACUUCAUUGAGGAGGGUCAAUUGUGGCGCGCAGGAGGUGGCACAGUGGUCAGGGGACGCUCAUGGCGCGAAUGCCUUACCCGUGAGGAAGCUCGCCAGAAGGCAGUAGACGUGCACGCAAAAGGGGGACACUUUCACCGCGAUGCUGUCAAGCUUGCACUGAUGGACAAAUACCAUAGCCCGGGCUUGGACGACUCCAUCAUGAGAGCCAUCGCGGACUGCGCCAAGUGCAAAGGAUUUGGUCCUGCAAAUCUGCAUGCGCUGAUGAACCCCAUUACACGUCGACAACCCUUCAAGCUUAUUGUGGGCGACUACCUUUCGAUGCCAGACGGCAAAGGCGGCUUCAAGACCAUUGGCCUGUUCCUCGAUGUGUUCUCACAAUUUGUUUGGGGGUUCAAGCUCAAAGAAUCCGGUUCUGCUAAAUCUACCACAGCUGCACUCGAACACAUAUUCAGCAAAUUCCACAGUGCGGAGGUCUUCAUGUCCGACAAUGGCUCUCACUUCGCCAACAAGGACGUGGAGGCAUUAUGCAAACGCCGACGGGUCCGGUUCCAUAAAGUCGCUGCAUAUUCCCCGUGGAUUAACGGGCCGGUCGAGGGAGCGAAUAGGAUCCUGCUGUACAUUCUGGCGAGGCUCUGCGCACCGGAGGUUGGUGAGGACACGUGGAAAUCCACAAAAAAGGACGACUUACCACGCCUCUGGCCGGACCAUUUUGACACCGCCAUCGAGACAAUGAACGACCGACUACUGCCGGCGGUGAAGUUCUCGCCCCGGGAGCUGCUUUUUGGACUCAUGACACCGACACCGGAUGCAGGGCAACACCCGGACGUCAAUUCGCGACCACUGACAAGCGACAUGGUGUUGCACAUGGAAUACGCGGAACAGCUCCGACUGGACGGAUACGCGGAGCGCGUCAAGUACGCUAUGGGUUGCAAGGCGGCCUUUGACAGGAAGGUGAUGAAGUCGAGGGCAGGGGUCGUGGCCUUCGAGAUUGGCAACCUAGUCCAGGUGUUUCGCAGCGACCUGGCCAACACGGUUAGUAACGAGCAAAAACUGACGUGCCGGUGGUCGGAGCCGCAUAGGGUGCAGGACAAGCUGCUGCACUCAGUUCGGCUGGAAUCGGUCGAGGGGACGCCCAUAGACGGUGUCUUCAAUGCUAGACGACUUCGACAAUACGUCCCCAGAGCUGGGACACAGCUAGCAAUAGCACAGGCUGCACUCAAAAGUGCGCGGGCCAAAUCAAGAUCAAAACGCGAGAUGGAUGAGGCAACGGAGGUGGGCAGGCUGAGACAAGCCGAACUCGAUGAGGUUGAGUGA
Molecule: messenger RNA, 3468 nt
Organism: Mycena citricolor
Lineage: Eukaryota; Fungi; Basidiomycota; Agaricomycetes; Agaricales; Mycenaceae
Source: the annotation of a GenBank genome assembly